AGGUAAAUAGCUGCAAGUUGGCAGGAAGAGCGAGCGAGAGGAGGUGAAUGAUGUCAACACUAGAAUGAUCGUCUCGGUCUGACAAUCGCAGGGCCUUUAUAAAUCAUCGAUUCAUUGAUGUGAAUACUAAUGGCCCGGUGGGAUUUUAUCAGUAAUGGUCUGCUUCAUCUCAGUGGUGGUCGUUGUGUGGGCUCUGUCCUUUAAGGCGCAUUGCAGCUUCGCUCAACGACUCCAGUAUCCGCUGCAGCAUCCGGAGGAGUCCAGAUUCUACUGGGUGUUUGACCAGCGAUCAAAAGACAUGAAGAAUCUUUGAGCCGGGUCUGUGUCAGGUGAGCUGCAUGGGUUACACGCAGGGUCCAGAAAUAUACCAGCCGAGCUAAGAUUGCGAGUAGGAAAAGUCUUUGAAGGACCAUGCUGUGCUCAGAACGUGGUGUGGUGGAGGAAUGGCUGUCAGAGUUCAAGACGUUACCCGAUGAGCAAAUCCCCAGCUAUGUCGACAGCCUGUGUCUGAAGAAAGCUCUGGUACCUGCUCUUUAUGCUGUUAUACAGGAACAACCCAGCAGUGAGCUGCUGGCUCCGGUGUGUCAUCAGUUGUUUGAGUUAUACCGAAGCUCAGAGAUGGGUUUGCGUCAGUUUACGCUGCAGUUCCUCCCUGAACUCAUAUGGGUGUACCUGCGUCAUUCUGCCAGCAGAGAGCGCUACCGCAAUGGCUGUGUGGAGGCGCUGCUGCUGGGCAUUUAUAACCUGGAAAUCGUGGACAGUAAAGGAAAUGGCAAACUGUUGUCCUUUACCAUACCGUCCCUCUCCAAGCCUUCCAUAUACCAUGAGCCAUCUAGUCUGGGGUCUAUGGCUUUAACCGAGGGAGCCCUAAACCAGCAUGACCUCAUUCGGGUAGUCUACAGCGGCCUGCUUUCUCAGAGGGAGACGCUUACUUCGCAAAACAGAUUUGAGGUGCUGUCUUUUUUAAUGCUCUGCUACAACUCAGCUGUGGUCUACAUGCCUGCGUCGUCCCACCAAUCAGCUUGCAGAAUGAGUUCACGGCUGUGUGCGAGCGGUUACCCGCGGCAGCAGCAGAAGUCAUGGAAGGAGUCAUGCAACCGUGUGCGCUUGGACCCGGAGUUUAUGGUGCAGAUGCUAACUGCGGUUUAUUAUGCCAUUUAUAAUGGGCAGUGGGAUCUGGGGAGGGAAGCUUUGGAUGACAUCCUCUACCGAGCACAGUUAGACCUCCAUGCCCAGCCAUUACUGGUGGCAAAUGCAAUUAGUCGCUCACUUCCGUCCCGGCCUCCAGAGGGCUCACGGAACCUUCUGGAAGUGGAAGUUACGCCUGCUGGAAGGUGCAUCUCGCAGGCAGCCAUCACUGCUGCUUCCAUUCGACGGCUUCGCUGGAAACGAGAGGAUGCUGAUGGCGUGAGCUGUGGAGAGGAUUCUUUUGACCCAGAUGAAGGUUUCUCCUCUGGGGCUUCCAGCAGCAGCCAACCCAGCAGCGUGAAACGCGACUGGGUCAUAACAGGGAUCCGACCGUCCCGCAAUCUAGGAGCCAGGCAGAGAGAGAGCACGUCGGCCGACACUAGAGCCGCCCUCCGGAGCCUUCACCAACGGCACCAGUCCCCUCCCCCUGCUGUCAGCCUCCGUACCGCAGUAGGAAGUCGCAGCCCGAGUCCCAGCGUUCCUAGACAGUUCCUUGAUCCUCAUUACAUCCCUCCUUUCGCUGGUCCACCACCCAAAACUGCCAGCACGUCUUCUAGCAAGUCCCUUGACUGUACAGGACUGAAUGGUUCAUCAGGGCCUACUGAUAGCCUAUCUCUAGGAAGUCUCAGUGCAGACAGGGCUCAUUAUAUGUCAGCCAUCAGCUUGCAAGAAGAGCGACUCGGGCGAACAGCAAGGAGCCAAGAUCUCAUCUCCCCUGGGAGUCAGUUUUCGUCUGGAAGCCCUUUGUCCAAACAGUCUCGCUCACCCAGUUUUAAUAUGCAGAUUAUAUCACAAGUGUAGAAUGAUUUGGAAGGAUGGGUUGUGUGUGUGCAUGAGUGAGAGAAAGAGAGGUGGGGUGACGAAGCUGAGAAAAGGUUAAACAUGCAUGUGAAUGCUUGUGAAUGGGAGUGUGCGCAUACCUGUGCUCAUACACUUUUAUCAUUACCAUUAUGCAUUAUGGGUUUGUCGAGGAGGAAAUGUGUUUUGCACAAUACUUCUCCUAGUGGACACGUUCAGAUGUGCACAUGGUCAGAGACUAUUUUAAAUGUGCCAUACAAACAUACAAUAACAACACGGUGUUACUUUGAGAGGAACAAAAACGUGUUACUGUAUCAGAGCAAUUCAAAACAGACAAUCACUGUCGAUGCAUAGAAAGAGGCCUGAUAGUGCAUGAUCCAAAGACUUUUAUCCAGCCCAGCUGUAGGACGUCCUGAAGAAAACCCUCUUCCAUUUCACUGUUUCAGUUGUGCUGAUUGAGCCUGCUUGUUGUUGCCUGUGCUCCAACCACCAUAGAUAAUAAAUACAUUGUGUGGACUGCCUCAAUGAAACGCUUCAUUGUGAAAUGAAAAUCAUGGUAUAUGUUGUACUUUGGAACAAGUUUAUAUUUUAAAUUGUGUAUAUUUGUGUAUAUGAUUAUUGUACUAUAGAAAGAGUAUAUGCUAACAAAAUCUAUAUUGCGUGUACAGAUAGGACCCUAUGUAUUGAAUGGUGAAUAAAUGUGCUGUUCAUGGGUGUGCUGUUGUGUUUAGUUUAUUAGAAAAACAGCAAGAUCUCUGCUGCAAAGUUACAUUUUAAAGGGAUACUUCACCCAAAAAUUUAAAUUCUGUCAUCAUUUACUCACCUUGGAAUUCUUCCAAAUCUGAUGUGGGAAAAUAGGAAAAAUUACUUUAUCAUUUUUAUGGUUUUGUUGAACACAAAAGAAGACAUUUUGAAGAAUGUAGGACAGCAAACAGUUCUGGGGGACUUUUGACUACCAUUGUAUUUUUUCCUACUAUGGUAGUCAAUGGGAGGCUAAAUCUGUCUGGUUACAAGCAUUCUUCCAAAUAUCUUUCUCUGUGUUCAUCAGAACAAAGAAAUUCAUACAGAUUUGGAACUCGAAGGUGAGUAAAUGAUGACAGAAUUUUCAUUUUCGGGUGAAGUAUCACUUUAAGACAUGGGGGUUGUUACAAUUCUUUAGUUAGAGCAGUGGAUCUCAACCUUUAGCUUCAAGGCCUCUCACUCACAGUCUCUACCCAAUAAAAUAUUCUACAGUU
Messenger RNA from Triplophysa rosa, 3221 nucleotides. RefSeq names its product hyccin 2. The record is from RefSeq and is a predicted model, not a curated record. The transcript has 12 exons. Lineage: Eukaryota; Metazoa; Chordata; Actinopteri; Cypriniformes; Nemacheilidae. Bases 412 to 1989 code for a protein of 525 amino acids. Gene Ontology annotation, cellular component: plasma membrane. Gene Ontology annotation, biological process: phosphatidylinositol phosphate biosynthetic process; protein localization to plasma membrane.